CCCCCUCCUCAGAAAACAAACAUCUUCCUCCAGCUGUUAUCGCAGUGAUGAGCAGUAACGAGUGUUUUGGGUGUGGUCGCAGUGGCCACUGGGUAAAGAACUGUCCAAGCGCCGGCCGGGGGCGGGGCAAAGGUCGCAGCCGAGGCAAAGAACUCUCCUGUUAUCGCUGUGGUGAGCUGGGACAUGUUGCCAGAGACUGUGAGAGGACGGAGGAUGCCUGUUACAACUGUGGCAGAGGAGGUCACAUCUCCAGAGACUGCAGAGAGCCCAAGAAGGAGCGCGAGCAGCUGUGCUACAACUGUGGACAGGCUGGUCACAUGGCACGGGACUGUAACCACGCCCACGAGCAAAAAUGCUACUCCUGUGGUGGCUUUGGACACAUCCAGAAAGGCUGUGAGAAAGUCAAAUGCUACAGGUGUGGUGAGAUCGGCCACGUUGCGGUGCAGUGCAGUAAGACGGUGAACUGCUAUAACUGUGGCAAAUCUGGUCACCUGGCGAAGGAGUGCACCAUUGAAGCUACUGCCUAGAUGCCCCGCCCCCAACGCCCUACUCAUCUCUUCUUUUGAUCUUUUCUUCAUCCCCUCUGAUCCUCCUCUUGUCAUUGGUCCAGAGGCCUGUCCGUCAGCCUCGCAGCAACCAGUCAGAACCAGAGGAGGAGGAAGGGGCGGGGCAGACACUCUGCAUUUUUACAGGAACAAAGAGAAUGUGUGUGUUUAGUUUGGUCGCUGUGUCAUCACCUGCAAAAAAAAAUACUUCCUGCUCAGCCCAUUGGCUGAGAGAGUCAAGUGGCAUAAAACGGUAAACCCCUCCCCUUUGUCACAAACUGGGCAGGACUAUAAUGAAAAUGGAAGGUAUUUUUGUUAGGUGGUGUGAAUAUGAUUGAUCCAACCCACAAACAAACAACCAGUCACAUCACAGGAUGAAGGAGCCAAUCAGAGCCGCAGCAUUUAGUUUUCAUGGACCAGAAAGAGGAGAAACUAACAAAAAUACAUUUUUAAAAAAUUGAAACACAUGUUAAAAAAAACAAAAACAUGUUUGAGUUUGAGUGAAGGAGAAUGUUUUCACACAAAAAAAUCCAAAUGUUAUUUUUGUACAAUAAAUCACUGAGAGUGACUGUCAACUGUACAUUUAACCUGACAAUAAACACCUGGAGGAGGAGGAGCCAAGACACUCA
Solea senegalensis (Senegalese sole) is the source of this 1174-nucleotide messenger RNA. It is a transcript of the gene cnbpb, whose product is annotated as CCHC-type zinc finger, nucleic acid binding protein b. Gene Ontology annotation, molecular function: mRNA binding; single-stranded RNA binding; translation regulator activity. NCBI's taxonomy places the organism in Eukaryota, Metazoa, Chordata, Actinopteri, Pleuronectiformes, Soleidae. Gene Ontology annotation, biological process: positive regulation of cytoplasmic translation. The transcript has 5 exons. The record is from RefSeq and is a predicted model, not a curated record. Gene Ontology annotation, cellular component: cytoplasm. Bases 48 to 527 code for a protein of 159 amino acids.